Clunio marinus is the source of this 8528-nucleotide messenger RNA. Lineage: Eukaryota; Metazoa; Arthropoda; Insecta; Diptera; Chironomidae. The record is from the annotation of a GenBank genome assembly.
AAUACAAUUCCACGUCGUAGCUUUGAGUCAUUUCAUACAAUGUCAAUAAGAGUUCGAAUUCAAACAAAAUAAGUGAAAAAUCAAGAACAAAAGUUCGUCGUAAAACGAAGAGAAAAAAAAUUCGUCAAAAAAUAAGAAAAUCAAUCUAAAAUGAAAUGAAAAAGAUUCGAAAAGAAAGUCUUUAACUCGCAAUCGAGUCCAUUAUGGCUAAUCGUGAAAUCCUUCACUCGUUAUUCGCCUCGUUCUGCGGCGGAUUCGAUAUUUUCGAGCAGAACUUAUUCAUCAACGCAACUCAUCUUUACUUGUUUAUCAUAUUACUUUCAUUGCCUUUUAUUAUUUUUAUGUACUUUCCCACCAACAUAACAACAUGGAUCGUUUACUGUAUCAUCAUAUUUGUUUUGGUGACAACACUAAAGCUCAUCAAUUUAUCACUUCAUAAGAUGUAUGAUAAGGCGCGAACAUUGUCGGAGACUAGUCUAAAGAAGUUAAGUAGUGGAAAUACUGGAAGUGGAAUUGCUAAUAGUAAAAUUCAACGAGAAACUUCAGGGGAGGACGAAGGUGGAAUUGAGCUUCAAAUACUCAACAAUGUUAUUGAAUCUGGUGGUACACUGCCCAUUGAUCAUUCCUCACGUACAUCAGUCGAACAUCACAGUCAAAGUGAUGAGUUAAGCUGUGCAAAUAGUGCCGUUUCUGUAGAUUUUCAAGAACAUUUAGCUAGUACAAUUGAUUUAAAAGUCGAUGUUCAUCGUAAAAAUAGCUCAGAAUCGAGUGACAACAGCGAGAAUUAUCAAUUGAAGAAAGUGUCGUCGUCGUCGGAGAGAAAAACUCGAUCGAGUGGAAGCAAUAAUAAAAGCAACGACAUCAAUAACAGCAGCAAACAACAGACAAGAACUUCAUCAAGUGAUAACAAUUUGCGAGUGCCUGAAACAGCAAGUAAUUCAAUUUCCAUCGACAAAGAAUGCGAGUUGAGUGUGGAGAAGUCAGAAGGGAGUGGAAGACAAAGCAACGAUGAUACAUCGCAAGCGUCAACAACGAAGACAACAGAACCACAUAAUAACAGUAAUUCGUCAAUAAAGUUUCAUAACACGGCCUCGUCACGUCGUCAACAGUACAAAUCAUUGAAACAGAAACGAUCGACAUCAAAUGUCCAACUCCAACCGCAAUCAUUGGCAUCGAAACUUCAUCGGCAAGUUUCACUCGAUUCAGAUAAGAUUGGAAUGGGCGUGCUGCUGUCGAGGGAUGGUAACAAUUAUCAAAUGUCUAAUCGACAACGACAUUUCACUCCCCACCACCCCCAUCAUCAUCAUCACUUUCAUAAUGCUGCAUCCACUGUCAUUCAUCCCAAAAGUAUGUUGAAAAAUUCUGAUUCUGAUUUAUAUUUAGAAAGUGGCUCGGGACCUGUCGAUACUUACACAACAAAGUCGGCGCUUCAAUUGACGAGUGACCAAAGCAUAAGCAUGACUCAGAGUGAGAAAGUUCAACAAAAUACGCCAAUAAGAAGAGAUUCAAGUUCAACAAUGUCUGCCCUUCAACUUCCAACUGUUGCAAGCACGUCGGGACUUUUAUCGUCAAAGAAUCAUCGAAGGAACUCAAACAAUGCAAAUAAUUGUCGACAAAUGACGAGAACGACAAACACAUCAAUGAGACGAAUCAAAAGUGCGGCUUUGGAGACGAGUUGCAAGCCAGCAUCGGUUUCGAAUCUUUCUCCACAUCCAAACAGCGUUGAAGUGAUUGAUGGCAAAACGAUUCGUAAUCCAGUAAAUUCCGGAAUUCCACCACCAAGUAAAUUUCUUUCACGAAAUGCACCGCAAAAUCUUUUUCCAACAUCAUCAGUCACUGGACAUUCAGGAACUUCAUCGUCAGCAACGACUAUCAGCGAAACCACAAAUGCACUUCAUCAUGUUGCUAGUGAUUUAGUUUAUCCAAUAGCUGAACAAUGUGAUGAGAAUUGUCCUCGUGGUGUUCAAGUGACGACCGCAAAUAGUUGCACAUCGGAUGAAGACGAUGAAAAUAGUGAAGAAGAUGAUGAAGGAAGAAAAGAUCAAGUGAUUGAUGAAGAUCUGACAUCGAAUGAUGGUGACAGUGGAUUAGAUCAAGAAGAAAUUAAUUUAAGUGACUCAGAAGAUGAACAAAAUCGAAAUGGUUCUCGAUCUCCACUUUUAGAAGUUGCUGGUGAUGUUCAACAAACGACUGACGAUGUAAAAGUUGAUGAAGCUUCGGGAGUUCAACACGAAACGCCUAAAAUUGAGAAUGUUCGAAAUAAAAGUGGAUCGAAUGAAUGGGAACAGACAGGAAGUGCUGCGAGUUCAAAAGAUCAUUUAAUUGUGAAAGAAAGAAGAAGUGCAAGUGAAGAGAAACGAACGAAAUGGUUCGACAGUUUGGAUUUUGGCUUCAGUAACACUGAAAGUAUCGGCGAGUUGUCAUCUGCUGCUGAUCACAAAUCGUCAGACGAUCAUCAAUUGAAAGUUAAGGAACAGAAGAAGAAAAGUGAAUCAAAUGACAAUCGUGAUCGUGUGUUGUCGUCGUCAAUAAGUGCCUCGCAAAUCAAUGGUCGAAGUUUGGGUGCAAUACCAAAGCAACAUGGUCAUCACCAUCGGAGUGGAAUUGCGAUAAGAAAACUCAGCUUUGGAGAAGAGCAAUAUCCAACAUCGAGAAUGUAUCAACGGACGUUGUCACAACGUUCAACUUCUGAUCGAAUACCUGAGAAUAACGCAAUUCAAUCGACGAGUACGUUGCCUGGUCUUUCACUCAUUCGAUAUUUAAACAAUCAUUCCAUUGACCCACACAACAUGACACCACAAAUAUUUCUUCCAUCGACAUCAUCAAAUGGCGGCGGCAAUCAACAUCUCUACGAGAAUCAGACGAGCUUCUCUUCAUUUCGACCACGAACAUUUGCUGUUGCCAACAAUGAUGUUCAUAAUCGUAGACUGAGAUUCGGUCGUAAUAGUUACACAAUCGACUUAAAUUUUCCCAAUCAACAACAACCAAAGCAGAGUUUUGUGAUCGUCGAUCCAAAAUCACCAACAAGUGAUUGUGAUUUAUGUUUAGAUAUUCCCGAUGGAAUGCCAUCAACAAGCUCAAGUAAUCCAAACACUGGACGACUUGUCAUCACUUCGGGCAGUCAACAAAAUGCUGGAUUUAUUGAUAGUUCGGACUUUAAUUGCUUCAUUGAUGAUCAAGGCCAUUGGAUGCAUUUGAUGAAUGAUCAGAAGGCGCAGACUGGACACACAAUCAGCAACAACAUCACUCAACUUCAACAGCAACAUCAACAUGUUCAUAAUUCAUCAAAUAACAGCAACAAUAACAACAACAGCAUCGGUAAUAACAACAACAACAACAGCAACAACAGCAGCAACAUGAAUUCAUAUUAUCGAAUAAUGACAGCAGCGCCAUCAGCAGAAUAUUCGCUUUCGAGUGCACAAUCGAUUGACAUUGUUCAACAACGAAGCAUUUUUGGUGAGCCACAAAUUCGAGCGAAAGUUUACAAAUUUCCAAUUCGCUUUUGUGGCUUAAAGUUGGGAAAAACGAUAAAAAUUCGAAUGAAUCGUUUGCAGUUGUUGGCGUUGUUUGAUCGUGAUCAGUACAUGUAUCAAAUGUUACUUGCGAUCAUCUUGUGCACGUUUGUGGCAAUUCUUGGCAGUUGGAUUCUUCAUCAUCAUUUCUAUAACGACAUCUUUGCCUUUGUGUUUUGUUUCACGAUUGCUGGUUCGCAAUAUUCGCUGCUGAAAAGUGUCCAACCUGAUGCGUCGUCGCCAAUUCAUGGCUUCAAUAAGACUGUGACGUUCUCAAGACCAGUUUACUUCUGUCUCUUGACAUCUUUGAUGCUUCUUACACAUUACGCGUCGGAAUCAAUGAUGAUGGAAGCAAACGACGAUGAGAAAGUCGUGAAUAACGAGUCGUCGAUUGUCGUCAAUCAGACCGAAGCUGCUUUUUAUUUUCACACAAGAAGUGACGUUGAUAAAGUCACGAGCAUUUAUGGAAUUGAAAUUGCUUGGAUCGAGCUCUUCACUUCCGUCACAAGCAUCCUUCAUUGGACGAUCCUUUGUCUUCCUGUUGCCUUCAGUAUUGGAUUAUUUCCACAAAUCAACACAUUCUUCAUGUACUUUUGCGAGCAGAUUGACAUGCAUGUGUUUGGUGGAAAUGCGAUUUGCAAUCUUCUCGCUGGGUUUUUGGCUAUUUUUAGAUCGAUUAUUGGAUGUUUGAUUCUUUAUGGGCCAAUUUAUGGUGGACUUGUUGAGUCUAACAACACGCAGCACAUUCUCGUGUCGAUGUUUUGCGGGAUGUUGAUUCCAAUGGCUUAUCAUUUGUCACGAUCAAGCAGCGACUUUACGCAUUUAUUUCAACUCAUCAAAUCGACACUUCUUGUGCAUAACGAUGACGACAUUUGCGGUGAAGUUGAGAGUGGAUCGUCAUCGAAAACUGACGACAAUGAAACUUCACAAACAUCAGACGACUCGAAAGAUCAUAAUUUGAAUAACAUUCAACAAAUGGACGAUCCAUUGCCGAAGAAGUUGCAAGGCACAGUCACAGCUCGUCUAAAGAACGAUUUAGUCGUUUGUACAUUUCUUGGAUUAGUUUUCUUCGCUCUCCACACCAGCACAAUCUUUAAAGUUCUUCAACCAAACUUAAAUCUCGUUCUUCACAUUAUUGCAAUCAUUUUAGGAGUUUCUCUUCAUUACAUCGUCCCGCAAAUGAGAAAACAUUUGCCAUGUUUAUGCGUUGCAGCGCCGAUUCUUCGAGCACACGAGCACGGAAUGUUUGAAGUGAAUCGUCUGUCAAAAAUCAUGUGGUUUGAGCAAGUUUUCGUCUAUUUGGGAUUCAUUGAGAAGAAUAUUUUGUAUCCGCUUAUCAUCAUAAGUGCAGUCACUGCCGACUCGACAAAGAUAACUGACAAGUUUGGAUUUGGAUUUGGAAGUGCUUUGAUUGUCAUCUCAAGUUUAAAAGCACUUCGAAGUUCUUAUUCAGAUAUCAACAGUCAAUACCUCAUUUUGUUAUUCAGCAUUUUAUUCUUCAGUUUUGAUUUCUCAGACGCAAGCGAAACAUUUUUACUCGACUACUUUCUUAUAUCAAUUUUAUUCCGGAAGAUUUCUGAUUUACUUUUAAAGCUUCAAUUUGUUGUCACGUACAUUGCACCAUGGCAAAUCACUUGGGGAAGCGCGUUUCAUGCCUUCGCUCAACCAUUUUCAGUUCCACACUCAGCGAUGUUGUUCUUGCAAACUGGAAUUAGUGCGAUUUUGUCGACACCUUUGAAUCCAUUUUUAGGAAGUGCCAUUUUCAUAACUUCUUACGCUCGUCCAAUAAAGUUUUGGGAACGCGAUUACAACACUCGACGAAUUGAUCAUUCAAACACGAGACUAAGUUCACAACUUGAGCGUGAUUUAGGUGCCGAUGAUAACAAUUUGAACAGCAUUUUCUAUGAACAUUUGACGAGAUCUUUGCAACAUUCGUUGUGUGGUGAUCUGUUGAUGGGUCGAUGGGGAAAUGUCAGUCAAGGAGAUUGUUUUGUUCUCGCGUCAGACUAUUUAAACUGCCUUAUCCACAUCAUCGAACUCGGCAAUGGCCUUUGCACAUUCCAAAUGCGAGGCUUGGAAUUUCGUGGAACUUACUGCCAGCAACGUGAAGUCGAAGCGAUAUCAGAAGGUGUGGAAGAUAACGACGGAUGUUGCUGUUGCAGUCCUGGUCAUUUAUCUCACAUGUUAAGUGUCAAUGCGAUGUUUUCAACAAGAUGGUUGGCAUGGCAAGUCAUUGCAGCUCAAUAUGUUUUGGAAGGUUAUUCGAUAUCAGACAAUGCGGCAGUUGCGACGUUGCAAGUGUUUGAGUUUCGCAAAGUUUUGAUUUCUUACUACGUCAAGAGCAUCAUUUAUUACGCGAUAAAAUCACCAAAACUUCAACAAUGGCUUGAGUCACAAUCAAUACAAGAAGCACUUGAGCCAACAUUGGAACGACAAUUUGUUGAUCUUGAUCCAAUUUUCAAUCAUAAUUUAGACGACGAUUAUGAUUUUCGUGUUGCUGGAAUAUCGAGAAACUCGUUUUGGACAGUUUACUCGGAUUGGAUUCAAUUUUGUGUCGGCAAACGUCAACAACAAAUGCAAGAAGAGAAACUUAAAAAGGAGCAAGCAAAACAAGAACAACGAAAACAAGAAAGACGAUCAACAUCAGCAUCGAAAGAAACAAAAACUGCUGGAAAUUCAAUUGAAGAACCAUCGCCAGCUGUCACACAUUCCAUAAGUUCAUCUCGUGAUUCAAUUUUAGUUUCGCUUUGUUUGGCGUUAACUUUGCUUGCGAGACGAACAUUAGCGACAGCAAGUCACAGUGCAUCGUCGUUGGGUGUUGAAUUCUUUCUUCAUGGUCUUCAUUCACUCUUCAAAGGUGACUUCCGAAUCACAUCGACACGUGACGAGUGGGUGUUUGCUGACAUGGAUUUAUUGCACAGUGUCGUUGCACCGGGCGUUCGAAUGUCAUUGAAACUUCAUCAAGAUCAUUUCUUAUCGCCCGACGAGUACGACGAUUACAAUGCUCUCUACGAAUCUAUCGAACAAAACACUCGAGAGCUUGUGAUAUCGCACGAAGCUGAUCCUAACUGGAGAAAUGCCGUGCUACGUGGCACGCCAAAUCUCUUAGCACUUCGACAUGUUAUGGAGGAUGGAACUGACGAAUAUCGUGUAAUAAGACUGACGAAAAGAUUUCUCAACUUUCGUGUGAUUAAAUUAAAUCGUGAAUGUGUUCGAGGAUUGUGGGCUGGGCAGCAACAAGAGUUGAUUUACUUGCGCAAUCGAAAUCCCGAACGUGGAAGCAUUCAGAAUGCUAAACAAGCGCUUAGGAAUAUAAUUAACUCGUCAUGUGAUCAACCGAUUGGUUAUCCAAUUUAUGUUUCACCUUUAACCACUUCUUAUGCUGAAACGAGCGAGCAACUUAACGAAAUUAUUGGCGGUGAAAUAACAUUGGAAAAGAUUCAAAAUAAGAUUUUAAGUUCGUGGCAUCGAAUACGGAAAAGAUGUCGAGAGGGUUGCAGUAGCGGCAUUGAAGCUGAGAUUGUGAAUACUGGUGGAAGUUGUUAUGGCAACUUGCAAACUCUUGCCAAUAGCAAUUUAUCGCAAACAGCUGGAACUUUGUCUUAUGGCUCACAAAGUAUCUCAAUUUCGGGCCGUGAAGGUUCAGGAAAUCGCGGGAGUUUGGCGAGUAUCAACAAACCAACAAGUUCAACAUUGUUAGCAGGUUUGUUGAAUCGAGAACGUCUUGAAAUGGCUGAGCGGGAAAUUGUUUUACGUGAACGAAGUAUAAGCAAGAAGAAUUUAAGCACGGUCAGCACUAACAGCAUUGCCAAUUCAAAUAAAAACAAAAGAGAUUCGUUUAGAGAAAUUGCUGCAAUGAAUCCGGCGAUAACAUUGACGACAUCGACAGGAAUGACGAAGCAAGAAAGUGUCGAGUCACAACAUUCAUCGGGAAAGUUUGGCCCGGAAUCGUUGAAGGAACAAGAAAGUCCGGUGGCGGGAACAAGUCAAGUGAAAGUAGCUGAGAGGAAAGAAGAGCAUGAAGAAGACGAUGAAGUUGAUGAACCUGAAGAGAAAUUGCUGAUUCAACCCACGAAUUUGAGUAUCAAUAAGAAAGUGAUAAUUGUUGACAUCAGUCAGGUUUAUGAUUGUAUGAACGAUCAACGAAUUGAUGUGAUUUGGCCGAAUGAAAAGCUUCAAAGUGUUGGAAUUCGUUCGGGUUGGCGUAAGAAUUGGUCACCAAAAGAAGGAAUGGUUGGCUUUGUUGUCGGUUGUUUGUCACCAAAUCACGCAGCUUCAAGUGAGAAUCAAAACAUUCUACUAGUAAAAAUCGAUGACAUGUGCGUGCCAAUAACUGAGAAAGGCGUUAAGGAAUAUCGAGUAGUGACAUCGUCGCCACUUAAAGAUGCAGCACAUCAUGUAGCAACGACUUCACCAAAGACUCCACUUGCCGAUGAAGAAGAUUUAGAAUCCAAAGAUGAUGACGAGCAAGUGACACUAUGAAUUUUGUGGAUAAAAUUUAUUUUAAAGUUUAUGUAAAUAAGAGAAAUUUAAAGCGGAAAGUUCGUUCAAUGUUUAUUGAUUUACAAACUUUUGUUCUUCAUAUCAUCCUUCUAGUCCCCACUUUAAUUAAUUUUUCAUUUCUCUCGGGCAGUUCACAUGCUAUAAAUAAGUUGUCCAAAAUCUUCUUUCCCUUCAUGAUUUAACGAUGAACGUCUGAUUGUCACCAAGGACUAGACAAACUACGGCUUGGGUGUCUCGUGAGACUGACACGCUCUAGAAGUAACAAACCACAACUUUAACCCUUUUUCUUUAUCAACUUUCAUAUAAAAUCCCCAUUUAAAGUAAAGAAUGAAAUUCAUACAAGAUUUUGUGAUAAUAAAAUUUAGAAAAUUUAAUCUUUGAAUGAAAAUUUAAAUAAGAAAAUCAAUUUUUUAUUUGUUUGUUUAAUUCACCAGCAAACUUUUUUUUAUUGUCAAUUUAGUUAAAUUUGAUUUCGAAACUACGAAGAAGAAAUUAAAAUAUGAAUGAAAAUCA